UUUUUUUUUCGCGCCAAUAAAUACCCGUCGUCUGCCGACGCUAUAAAACUCUCAUCAAACCACGGGAGAUUGUCAUUUUAUGUCCUACCGCAAACCCGCACACACACGGGUACAACGCAUCGGAUUUUGGCUGCGGCAUCGUCGUACUUGGCCAUGUCUGAGUUUGUACAUGUGUGUUGUGUGUGUACGUAUAUCAUGUUUAACCGCAGUUGAAAGUAAUUGGAAUCCAGUUCGAGAUAAAAAGCAAUUUAUGAACGAACGUCAAGGGGAUAUUCAUAUUCGUCAUAUAUGUAUCUGGAAGUGGUGCUCGGUGGAUUUUAAACGCACCUGUGCCUUUAUUUGGAUAUAAACUUGACUUUAAAGCACCGAUCGGUUGUCUUUUUUCAAGUAGGAGUUUGCUCGGAGCCCAUUGAUUACCUUCAGAACUGAAAUUGUAUUUUUAAGCAAUGACUGCUGAAAUAUUUUGCAAUGUAUCACUCUAAUGCGACGCUGUUCCCGUGGCAUAACACAAUCUACUAAGUCUGAACGACUGAAAGUCUUCUAUUCACAAUAUGUUUAAUUGGUGACUACAUUUUAGCACGCAUGAUGAUAUCUACCUUAGAUGUGACUUUGUUCGUCUUCAGAAGAUGUCAACUUGUUUCUCUCUAAAUUAUGUCAGUUCGUUGAUAUUUGACCUGAGAAUUGGUGAAACGUUAUCUUCAUGCCCGAAUUCAUACAUUUGGCUUUUCAUUGAUUUCGUGAAUCCCAGCAAUGCAAGCUCACAUUUCUGUGGGGUUUCAACUGAUUCAGCAAAACUAAUUGCAACGUAGAAUUGCUACAGAAUGCAACGACUCUCCUUUUGUAACCGUGCUCGACUACUCUGCGAUUGAUUUUUCUUCUUAUAUUCAUUUCAUCCAAACAACUGCCAUUUUCAGAUGAGUGCAUAUUCUACAUAAUGAGAAAUUGGUUCCGUAAAAUUGCAAUAAACUAAUGACUUUCUGUCCAUGGCUUACGAACAACCGAGCUCACGUCUCGAUAAUGAUUGAGAGUGGAAGCGAUGUUGAACAAAAUAAAGAAUGCCACGUUCUUUUAGUGUGCACAUUCUGUGACUGGGCAUAUAAAUGUGAAUUUAAUUGCGCACUCGGCUGACUUGUGACGUGUGAUUAUCUCACUGUAUGACGUGUGCAGUAUAGUGUCAAUCAACAGUGAUUUAUCGAGCAUGAUUGAAACCUUAUUUUUGAAACAAGUAACUAUCAUCACCACUACUUAAAGCCUACGUACCAGGAAAGCAUGGGUGUACUACAUAGGAAAAUCUUCAUCAAUAACAUAGUGAUUCAUUGAUGAAUCCAGCUAGCAAUUCUGCUCUAAUUGUUGACCGGUUACCAUAGUAUAUUUUCUGUGUGUCCUUAACAAAGUGUAUGCGACAACAGGGCAUUUAAUAGGCGAGGGCAACGUUGCGGCAGUGUUCAAUUCGUCUUGUGACCUUCACGGAAACACGUAAUUGUCCUCUCUACAGGUGUCAGGUGUGUAUGGAAACCUGAUCUUGGACGUCAUUUCUUGGCGGAAACCUUCUUGGUUUAUCUAUCCAAUGAUUGGGUGCCUGCCUCCUCGCUUGGCAAUGGCCGCUUUGCCGCAGUUUGAGGUAGGACCCCUAGCGGCGUCCCUCGUACACACCGAUGGAAACGCUCUGCAGAAAGCGGUACGACUCGGUAAACUUAGGCUGACACGACUGCUUGUCGAAGGAGGCACCGAUAUACACAGUGUUGACGAUAAUGGCCGAACAGCGUUGAUCAUAGCUUGUAUGACGCGUUAUGAGGAUGAUAAGGAAAAUGUGACGAAGUUGAAAUUGGUGAAAUUGCUUCUGGAGAACAAAGCGAAUGUCGAUGCGCAGGACAAGUAUGGUCGUACGUGCUUGAUGUACGCGUGCAUGGAACUAGCUGGGAAAGAGUUGAUUAUGUUGCUGCUGAAGCAGGAAGCAGAUCCUAGAAUAACGGAUAAGAACGGAUCAUCUGCACUAGUGUAUGCUGUAAACGCCGGGGACGCUUCAGUGUUGUCAUCGCUUAUCAACACUUGCAAGAACAAAGGAAAAGAAGUGAUCAUCAUCACAACAAAUGAUCGUGGGAAGGAGAGAGAAACAAAACAGUAUCUAGAUGUUCCCCCUUCUCUAGCAACAAGUCCUCCAUUGUAUAAGUGCAUUAGUCCGGCACAGAUAGAAUUGAAAAAGCCAAAUUCCCUGAACGUUCCUAGUGCUACAAGUAAACUAAACGCAGAUGUGUCAUCUCCCAAGACACAUCGGAGACGUGAUAAACAGCUAUUGGACUCACCUUUAUCACCGGAAUCUUCACCGCGGUCACCCGGUAAUUCCCCGCGGUCACAGCGGUUACAGCCAACGAAAGGACAAGCGUCGAUGCAGUCCCGUCGCCUCGUUAGACGCAGUAGUAUGGGUCUCUUAUACGACACUGGUUCUGUGUCGCCAACCAGAUCCCAUCCAGAUUUACCCGAAGAAUCCGAGGAGGAAGCUGCUCGAGAAAGUAGCGGUAGCACCUCCACCCUACCAGCAAACAGUAACGAUUCACUACACAGGUCACCGCGUUCUUUCAGACGUCCACUGAUAAGACGGCAGAGCGCUGAUGCAUUCAGUCCCUCAUCACUAAACGCCGCGAAUCAUAAACUAAUCACACAUGCCUUUCACUCACCACAAUCUACACCAGAAAAGAAACUGUUACCGCGAGGCGUCUCUAACCGACGUGGCUCGUUACCGGCCAUGCCGCCACCUCUUAAGAAAAGUCAAACUGUUCAUGCCAUCAACGUGCCAAAGGCUUUACUUGAAAUGAAAAGAUCGACAGACUCAAAUGAUUCCAACAGCUUAACCGACAUUACUAACGACUCCCACCAUAUAUCUUUUGAUGGUAGUAAGAAAAAGUCCUUAUCGCGUCGCGGUUCUGCGCCAUUUUUGCUCGAAGACGAACUCUCGUAUACGCGACCCGGAACAUUACCGCCAUUAAACAUCAAUCCGCGUCCACCGAUUCCAGACAUCGGAUCAACAACGUCAAAACCCUCGCCGCGGUUAGGGCGCCACAUUAGUGGGUUAACCGCUGCACACGAUCGGCGAUAUUCCAUGCAAGCCGAAGAUAUCCGUCGCCUUACAGGCUUGUACCAACGAACAACCGAUAUUCCAACGUCAGAUUCGCGCAUUGACUCGAGUGGUGAAUCGGGAGCCGAGAGUAGUUGAAUUUCUAAUGAAAAUCUUGUCUAAUAACAGAUUCGUCACAUUCGAUCAUUCAAAAUGCAUUGUCUCAAUUCAUUCAAUAUUGUUUACUCACUGCCUUGUACAAAUUUUGGAUGCCUUGCUAAAUGAAAUUUAUUGAUGUGCAAUAUAUUUAUGGUCUAAAAAGUAUACUUGAAAUAAUCGUUAUUGAAGCCAGCUGUAGUCUGGAUAUAAUUAUGAUAAUAAAGAAUCCAGUGUGUGAAAUUUUUUCUUUAAUUUACCAUUAUCUUUUGCUGGUCAAAGAUCUAAAUCCAUGAGCACUUUACAUGUAAAAUCAAA
Messenger RNA from Strongylocentrotus purpuratus (purple sea urchin), 3526 nucleotides. It is a transcript of the gene ankrd34c, whose product is annotated as ankyrin repeat domain-containing protein 34C. Bases 1568 to 3211 code for a protein of 547 amino acids. The record is from RefSeq and is a predicted model, not a curated record. The transcript has a single exon. Gene Ontology annotation, molecular function: protein binding. Lineage: Eukaryota; Metazoa; Echinodermata; Echinoidea; Camarodonta; Strongylocentrotidae.